Messenger RNA from Nothobranchius furzeri (turquoise killifish), 794 nucleotides. RefSeq names its product thyroid hormone responsive (gene thrsp). NCBI's taxonomy places the organism in Eukaryota, Metazoa, Chordata, Actinopteri, Cyprinodontiformes, Nothobranchiidae. The record is from RefSeq and is a predicted model, not a curated record. Gene Ontology annotation, biological process: regulation of lipid biosynthetic process. Gene Ontology annotation, cellular component: cytosol.
AAAUGAUCAGCCCAUCCUGAAGGUCAUUCAAACAUGACAAGUUAAUCAUUUAAGUGAUACUUUUCAGUCCAAACUGUGCAGAAAUGAGAAAUUCAAAGACGGCGAGUUGCGCAAAUCAAAUAAAAGAUAAGGUCUGACUCCGGGUAGCACUCGAGGUUUGCUAAAUUUAUCGGAUGAUGCAGUUACAUAACUGCAAGGAUCAACCCACCUUCAGCCAUCAUAUAAACAGCUGUGUCUGUUUCCAGAGCUUUGCAUUGCACACCGCUUCCUACUGUCUGCCACCACAGCUCAGGACCAUGCAGUUCACCGCGACCGAACUUAACCGCAACAGUCUGAUCCUGACUCUGACACGAUACAGCUCGGCCGUCAGUGACAUGGAGAGAACCAUUCUGCUACCCAGCCUUCUGAGAGAUGUGCCCUCUGACUGCGAAGCAGCCAAAGAGACCUGCAGAGAUCUGUACGCCAACUACCUAAUGCUCAAGGCUGUCCGGAACACGGUGGAGAACAGCCUGGUUCUGCUAGACGAUCACAAAGCCAAGAACAUGGCACUCGCCAAGAGCCCAGAUUCGGUAGCAGACGCUGAUCCUGAGGCAGUGUUUCUCUUCCAUCUGAGAGGAAUGUUUUCUGUGAUGAGUGAACUCACCAAAAAGACCAAGAGCCUGACUGAGAAAUACUUGGACAUUAUUGGAGUUGCAGAUUAACGCUGAAACAAAAAAACGUUGUGUUAUUAAAGUGUCAUCCAGUGACCCCGAGAUACUUUUGGACAUGGAAUAAAUGUGCUUUGCCAAAACUUA